Strongylus vulgaris is the source of this 132-nucleotide messenger RNA. The record is from the annotation of a GenBank genome assembly. Lineage: Eukaryota; Metazoa; Nematoda; Chromadorea; Rhabditida; Strongylidae.
AUGGGAGAGAUAGCUGACAGCCAUGCUAUAAAGAUCAUUGGAUGGGGAGUAACGGAAACAGGUGUUCCCUACUGGACCAUUGCAAACUCAUGGAACACCGACUGGGGAGAAGAAGGUAAGAUGCGCAAUUAG